AUGUCCGACCGUGACCAAGUGCCAGGCUCCGACAUCAAGCCUUGGGCCCGCCCAGAAGCCCAAGGCUAUUGUUUCACAAAUGCCAAUGUUGUCGACGUGCAAGCGGGGAAGCUCUUGGAAGGCGCCACUGUCAUCACCCGCCAGGGCAAGAUUGAAUCAGUAGCACUUUCUUCUCCCGACCCUCUGCCGACCGAUGUCACAAUAAUCGAUUGUGAGGGGCGCUAUCUUUGUCCAGGUCUCUUCGAUGCCCAUGUGCACCUCUGUGCUGUUCCAGGAUUCAAAGAUCUAUCAAAGGCAUUUGGAAACCCAAACGAUGUUCACUUGCUUCGACAACCAUAUACAGCGGCUCAAAUGCUGCAUCGAGGAUUCACCAGUAUUCGCGACUGCGGUGGUGCCCAGCUCGCGAUUAAAGAAGCCAUCGAAGAUGGCGUCUUCCCUGGGCCUCGGAUCUUCAUCUCUGGUCACGCAUUGUCUCAAUUUGGAGGACAUGGUGAUCUUCGUGGAUCGCAUGAGCCCACCGAAUGCUGUGGUGGUACCCAUAGCAACAACCAUCUAGGCCGACUUUGCAACGGCAUACCGGAAUGUAUGGCUGCCGUGCGCGAGGAAAUCCGCUGCGGCGCUGACUUUAUCAAAAUCAUGGGUUCGGGAGGCGUGGCAUCUCCUACCGAUAAGCUAGAGCACCUCCAAUUCACUUCUGCCGAGAUUCAGGCGAUGGUGGAAUGUGCUGAUAACGCUGGGACUUUCGUCACAGCCCACGCCUAUACAGUCAAAGCCAUUAGGCACUGUAUCGAGAACGGUGUGAGGGGAAUUGAACAUGGAAAUUUUGUUGACCCUCCCACUGCCAAGAUGAUGGUGGAGAAGGGUGUCUAUCUCACGCCCACCCUCAUCGCCUAUGCCCAAAUGGCAUCGGAACGCUGGAAGGGAUACUUGCCCCCAGAGUCCCAGGCUAAGAAUUCUCAAGUCUUGAAAUCUGGUCUCGAAGCCCUCAAGAUUGCUUCUGAUGCAGGUGUCAAAAUGUGUUAUGGCUCUGACUUGCUCGGUCCAUUGGGUUCUGCUCAAACACAGGAGUUUUCGCUUCGAUCGCAAGUCUUGACUCCGCUUGAGGUUUUACAAAGUGCAACAAUCAACCCGGCAAAGAUGAUGAGCUGUGAGGAUUCGAUCGGGCAGAUCAAGGAAGGGUUCCAGGCGGAUGUCGUUGUCUUGAGUCAGAACCCUUUUGAGGAUGUGACUAUCUUUGAUAAUCCUGAUAAGUAUGUGCUUGGUGUGAUGAAAGAUGGUCGGGUCUAUAAGAGUCGCUGGAGUACCCUGCCUGAGGACUGGGAAAUCCCAGUGAGAGUAAAGUAUAACUAA
This is a messenger RNA of Penicillium cataractarum, 1350 nucleotides long. RefSeq names its product metal-dependent hydrolase family protein. The coding region runs from base 1 to 1350 and encodes 449 amino acids. NCBI's taxonomy places the organism in Eukaryota, Fungi, Ascomycota, Eurotiomycetes, Eurotiales, Aspergillaceae. Gene Ontology annotation, molecular function: hydrolase activity, acting on carbon-nitrogen (but not peptide) bonds. The record is from RefSeq and is a predicted model, not a curated record. The transcript has a single exon.